Oryza brachyantha (malo sina) is the source of this 12085-nucleotide messenger RNA. RefSeq lists its product as uncharacterized. Lineage: Eukaryota; Viridiplantae; Streptophyta; Magnoliopsida; Poales; Poaceae. The transcript is spliced from 16 exons. The record is from RefSeq and is a predicted model, not a curated record. Bases 1669 to 4689 code for a protein of 1006 amino acids.
UCCGUGGUGGCUGCCUCGACCCGGCGAGAAAGACGUCGGCAUGGACGACGAUAGCUUCUGCUUGCCUCCCUCGACAGGUUAUCAGCUAUUAGUCAUUUUCCCUUAUGCGCGUUGGUUCAUAACAAUGAGUUGUAGGUUGUAACUUGCACGUAGCUGACAUGUUUGGUAUGCUGCUUGUAAUGGAUGGUCCAAUGUGCAAAAUAGCUGUGUACUGCAGGUAAUAAUAAUGCAUCUAUUUGUCACCUUUUUCUCACAUGUGUCAUGUGUGAAUAUAUAGUUUAUACUUUAUAUAUUGCUAUUUGGGAUUGAUUUACACUGUCCCUUAUGUUAGAUAUAUGUUGUUGUCAUAAUUAUAUGUAAAUGCUUAUAAUUAUUCAGAUCCUCUAGCUUCAGAGAAAUGAGUUCAUUUUUCACUAGGGGCCUUCAAUUUUUUUAGUAGGAUAGGUUUAUGCUAGCUGUCCCUCCUUUUUUUUUAACAUAUCAAAAACACGUGAACUCAUUAGAUAGUCAGGCAACUAGAGAUCAUAUCAUGCUUUUUUCCUAAAUGAGAGACACAUGGACCUUCAGACGACGAACAUAACCAAUUAUUAGAACACAAAUUCUCAAGUAAAGGUCAUAUUUGAAAAGAAGAAAGUGUUCUUGACAAAAACAAACACACAGUUCAAAAGAGCCAGAAAAAUAAUCUGCAACAUUGACACAGUGGUGGUUCAGAUUUUUUUCUUUUUGGUUUGAUGUGUGGAUGUAGUUUUUCAAGUGCAUAUGUACAUGGUUAUAUCGAUUGCUUUCUUGAAAUUCAGCUUGCAGUCGAUACUCUUUUUAUCAUCAGGAAAGCAACAAAAAUCUACAUAGGAUCAGACUUGCAAAAACGCUGCUGCUGUUCAGCAGUUCUCACAAAUAUGGAUGGUAGAGCUUGUGGAUUUAUAUUGGUUUAUCAUACGGGCACAAUAGUUAUGUCUUUUUGUUGAUUUUGCUGUUGUUUUAAUAUUGUAUACAAGAUCUUAACUUGCUUUUGUUAACCUUUUACGUCAUUUGGUAUAUUUUUUACAUCAACUUAUAGUGUGUUUGGUCAAUGUAUUGUUGGAGACAAUGUGCCUCCUCUUUAUAUUCAACCAUACUCUUCUUAGUCAGGAAAUGUGGUUUACUACAGCUUUGCUUAUCCAUCUCAACUAAUACAAGUAAAGUCUUUGUCACACUUUCACUUUAAAAGGUUUCUCAUGAGAGUACACUAAUUAAGUGGCAAAUGUGAAUAGCUAUACAUUAGCAAGCAAAGAACCCCAAACUCCUCGAAAAAAGGCAGUCACAGUUCAUUGCUGGUUUCCUAGCGAUUUAGGCAGCCAUCAUCCAGUGCCAUCACGCCAUGUUGGUCAGCUGCGGAGACAAACUAUCGCUUUCAACGGCCGUUUCGUGUCACUGCUUUAUUUUUCCAUCGCUGCAUCGAUGUCGUGGCCUUCCACCGUCUUGCUUUUCCUGGCCGCUCAUCCAUCUGCGAGUGCCCGCUCUCCUCUCGACGCGUGCCCCUUUUCCAGCCCGUGUCCGGCCAUCGGCGAUGCCUCCAAGGUCCAGCCCCGCACAGUGGCCACUCUCUCUCAAUCCAUCUUAGUGCUCUGCCAUGCCGUACGGUGGUGACGGGGUUGGCUCUGCUCGCUGCUCCACUCCGCGGAGAACCCCAUGCCGAGUAGGGGAGGUAUUCUGCAUCGCUCUAUUCUUUCUUCCACAUACGGCGUUGGUUGCUUCUUGCUCUUUGUUCCUCGGUUUCUCCCACCUGGUAUUUUCCCUAAUCGCAUCAUCUCGUGUGCUACGAUCUUUCCGUUCUAUAUCUCCCUCUUGAUUCCCGCACUGCAAUGUCGAUGUUGUUUCAGUCGUGCGUCUGCUCACUGUUUUUUCCCCGAUUUUCCAGGUUGUGCGCUUGGAUUGCUGCCUCUCCCGCAUCACAUUUUCUUUUGGGGGAGCGAGGGGGGCAGCCUUGCCUCCCUCGGCUGCUGCUCGCUGAGCUACCACAUGGACCCAUCCAGAUUCACUCGCAUCUGCCCGCAAAGCCGUCCAUAUGUAGAUGGGUCCUCAUCAUCUGUUGCCAACGGGCGCCCAGAGUCGACAGGUGGUUGGUCCUGCACCAUAGAUGAGCCAUCAUCCUCCAACUGUUCUGCUAGGGGCUCAGCUCCCACAGGUUCAUCCUCCGCCAUAGGAGAUCAUUUUUGCCCAAUAGUACCAGCGUGUGUUGCUCGCAUGAACCGGAAAAAAAGACAGACCGCUAGGAGAGCGCGCCUUAUUUUGCGACAAGGACCUGUGCCGCAUUCGCUCUCCAUGAGGGCCACAUGUUUCGUGCCAAAGGAAUACAUGCAAGUUCUUAAAGCUACGUACCUAGAUCGUUUCUACUAUGGUGGCCCUGACUAUGAGUGCAAUCAUUGUGCUGUGUUAUUUUGGUACCAAGAGAGAGUUGUUAGCCAGAGCUCGCACAGAGCUCAGAGGAUUUCAUACAAUUUGUGUUGUCGUGCUGGGAAGAUCUCCUUACCUGCACCUAAGCCUUUUCCUCCUAUCCUACAAGACUUGAUUCGUUUUGAUGGCACUUCCCGUUCCAACUCUUUCAUGCAGCUCAUUAGGCAAUAUAAUUCAUUAUUUGCAUUCACAUCACUUGGGGCUAACAUUGACAACAACAUAAACACUGGUAAUGGGCCUUAUGUUUUUCGUAUCAAUGGCGUUGUCCAUCAUAGAAUAGGCUCUCUUAUUCCUGCUGCUGGGCAGCGGCCGGAGUAUGCCCAGCUAUACAUAUAUGACACCAGCCAUGAGCUCCAGAAUAGGCUUAAUAUUUUUGACCGCACAGAUAAUACUGGAGAUGUCCCUGACCCUGCUAUUGUACAGGAGCUUAUCUCUAUGCUUGACCAGUGCAAUCCUCUUGUGCAACAGUUCCGCCUUGCUCGAGACAGAUUGCUCUUUCCAAGUGCUCCUGAGGUUGCUAUCAAGCUCAUUGGUUCAGGACAUUCUCAAAGUGACCGCUAUAGUCUUCCAACCGCCUCUGAGUUGGCGGCACUGAUCAUACCUGGUGCAUCUUGUGAGGCGUCAAAGUUUGACGUCAUUGUGCAGAAAAAUUCAGGUCAGUUAUGUCAGUUGUCACCCAUUCAUCCAGCCCUUUUGUCACUGCAGUACCCACUUCUAUUCCCGUAUGGUGAUGUGGGCUUCCAUAUUGGUAUUAAGCAUAAAGAGGUAGAUGAUCAGCCACCUGAUGCUCGCGAUGAAGUAUCGAUGCUUGAGUACUAUCGAUACCACUCCCACUACCGAAAGGGUGAGCCAAAUCCAUUCACCUGCUGUGGUCAGCUCUCUGAUCAGCUCGCCGUGAAUGGUUUCUCAUGUAUAGAAACAUCUCGGCUCACAUUCCAUUCCCUGAACCAGACAAAGCUUCGCUCUGAGACACAUCAAGGUAUAGCUGAUGCUGUUGGUAGGGGAGAUAGUGAAGGCAAAGAUGUCGGUACCAAGGUAAUUCUGCCAUCAAGUUUCACCGGGGGGAGGCGAUACAUGGUGCAGAACUACCAUGAUUCAAUGGCCAUCUGUCGUUCUUACGGUCCUCAGAUAUGCUCUACUUUCACCUGCAAUCCUAAAUGGCCAGAGAUUAUUGAAGCUAUUCGUUUUGAGCCAGGCCAAAAACCAAGUGAUAGAAGUGAUAUGGUAACACGUGUUUAUCAUAUGAAGUUAGAUGAGUACAUUGCAUCUAUUAAGAGUGGGGAGGCCUUUGGUCCCAUACAGGCUGUUGUAUACACUGUUGAGUUCCAGAAAAGAGGGUUGCCGCAUUCCCAUACAUUAACAUGGCUCACGGCUCAAUUUGAAGAACCUUCGCUUGCAUUCAUUGACAACUUGAUAUGUGCUGAGAUACCGGAUAUAACAACCGACAUGUUUGGGUUUGGUCUUGUUGAUGAAUUCAUGAUACAUGGCUCAUGUGGUGAGCACAAUCCAAGCUGCCCUUGCAUGAAGGAUGGUCGCUGUUCUAAGGGUUAUCCAAAACAGCUCUGUGAUGCAACUACCAUAGAUGAUGAUGGAUAUCCUAUCUAUCGUCGACGCAAUGAUGGUCGCUAUGUGGUGAAGAAUGGUGUUCCACUGGAUAACCGGUGGGUAGUCCCUUAUAAUCCAGCUCUUCUAAAAAAAUUCCAGGCACAUAUCAAUGUCAAAUGGUGCAAUAAAACAUACCUUGUCAAGUACCUUUUUAAAUAUGUAAAUAAGGGAGGUGAUUCUGCUAUGUUCACUUUUAGACAGAACACUUCAGAAGGGGCAGGGGCUCAUAGUGCUAACAAUGGAGGCAUAGAUGAGAUUAUGCAGUACAUUAAAUCCAGAUAUUUAUCAACAUGUGAAUCAUUCUGGAGAUUAUAUGGUUUUGAGAUCCAUGGAAGGACUCCUUCUGUUGCGCGUCUCGUUGUGCACUUGCCGAACAUGCAGUUCAUGACAUACCAUGAAGAAGCAGACCUUGGAGAGGUUAUGGAAGACCCUGAUUCGUCUAGAACAAUGCUUACUGAAUGGUUUGUUGCCAACAAGCGGCACAUAUUUGCCAGGGGUCUCACCUACUGUUUAUUCCCUUCCAAGUUUAGUUGUGACCCUAACAAGAAAGUUUGGACAAAGCGUAGAAGAGGAACCAAGAUUGGGAGAUUAAGGCACAUCCAUCCAAGUUCCGGGGAGCCGUUCUACCUUAGAAUGCUGCUCAUGCUUUGAGGAUAUUAGAACAUAUGAAGGUGUUCUAUAUAAUACCUAUCGUGAAGCUUGCCAGGCACGUGGUCUUAUUGGUGAUGACGUUGAAUGGGAUCACCUCUUUGAGGAGGCAGUUAUCUGGGCCACUGCAUACCAGCUCAGAAAUCUAUUUAUGACUGUUCUAGCACACUGUGAUGUAGGUGAUGUUAGGGUCCUGUUUGAUAAAUAUUGGAGGUACAUGGUAGAUGACUUUGCUUACAAGUUAACCAAAGCUCUUGGAGUACAGCGCACAGCUAUUCCAGAUGUUACAUUACAAAAUACCUUGCUCAAAGAGCUGGAUGGCAUGUUCUCAAAUAAUGGGCUAUCAAUCUCAUCAUACAAUUUGCCGGUGCCGGCUGACUGUUCAGGUUCCAGUGCAGGAAAUAGGCUUGUUUUAGAAGAGCUAAGCUUCAACCACGAUAGCUUCCAUCAGCAAUCUAUGUCCAUGUAUGCUAGCUUGAACAGUGACCAGAGGGGAAUAUAUGACAAGAGUUUUUCCAGGAUGGCUCAUCAUGAAAAGUGUGUUUUUUUAUAUCUGGCCAUGGUGGAACGGGGAAGACAUCCUUGUGGAAUGCUAUUAUGUCAAACUUGAGAUCAAGAGGUGAAAUUGUUCUUGCAGUUGCCUCUUCUGGAGUUGCAUCUCUACUCAUGCCUGGUGGGAGGACUGCUCAUUCAAGGUUUCGAAUACCUAUAGAUAUACAUGACUGGUCCAUGUGUGCCCGUUCGCAGAGGAACAAUCCUGGGAGAUCUUGUUAGGAAAGCAUCCUUGAUUAUAUGGGAUGAGGCACCCAUGACACACAGAUUGUGCUUUGAGGCACUGGAUAGAACUCUUCGAGAUAUUCAGUCCGCUGAUGAACCAGCUAAUGCACAUAAACCUUUUGGUGGUAAACCCAUUUUACUUGGUGGUGAUUUUAGGCAAGUCUUGCCAGUGAUUGAAUGAGGUACAAGAGCUGAUGUGGUGGAUGCUUCAUUGGUUAAGUCUGCGUUGUGGAAGCAUGUUGAGGUCUUACACCUUACCAUCAAUAUGAGGCUACACAACCCAUCAUUGUCGGACCAAUCCAAGGCUGAAUUGGUAGUAUUCGCUAAGUGGGUUCUUGACAUUGGCGAGGGUCGUGUUCCCAUGAACAAACGCCAGGGUGAGGUUGAGAAAACAUGGAUAGAUAUACCUAAGGAGUUGUUGCUUACUCCCUGCGAUGACAAGAUUGCAGCAAUAACUGAUGCUGUGUACCCAGAUUUUGAUAGGAAUUAUGACUGCAUUCCAUACCUUUCUCAGCGUGCAAUUGUCUGUCCAGUCAAUACAGUUGUUGAUGAGAUUAAUGAAAAAAUGCUUGCUAGAGUGCCCGGAGAAGCAAAGGACUAUCUUAGCAGUGACACUAUUUCAAAUGCACUUGAGAAGCCAGCUGAUUUUGAUCUGUUGUACUCCACAGAAUUUCUAAACUCAAUAUCCAUAAACAAUUUCCCAGAACAUCACAUAUCCCUGAAAAUUGGUUCAGCUGUAGUCCUACUUCGCAACGUUAACCAGUCACUCGGCCUUUGCAAUGGGACAAGAUUGAUGGUCACCUGGCUCGGUGAUUUUGUUUUUGAGUCCAGAAUCAUGACUGGGACAAAUAUUGGUCAGCUGGUUUGUAUUCCACGGAUUGUCCUAAGUGGGAAUAGCCCGAAGUGGCCUUUCACGCUCCAACGAAGACAGUUCCCUAUUAGACUAUGUUAUGCAAUGACAAUAAACGAAUGCCAAGGUCAAACUUUGGGGAAUGUUGGUGUAUACCUCAAGAACCCUGUCUUCACACAUGGCCAGCUAUAUGUCGCUGUUUCGCGUGCUGCAUCAAAGCAAGGGCUCAAAUUGCUGAUAGAGGAUGAUGAUGGCAAGCCUUGUUCCACUACCAGGAACAUUGUCUACAACGAAAUACUAUCGUCGUUGUAGACUGAUCUUAUUGUCGUUGUGUUUAUGAAACUUUGGUCCUUCUUUUGUGCACUUGUUUCUUCUAUGAUCCCAUUUCCCCAUCUAUCGUUUACUUUCGUAACUUAAACGAGGCCUCAUCAUCAUUCAUUACUCUGUCCACAGUGACUACAUAUUUUUUGAUUUCCCUAUUUUUUUACUGCCUUCUUUUCUGCUUCUAAAAUGAGCUGGUGUUCAUACCUGUGUUCGUCCUGUUUACCUAGCUGAUUGUUGUGAUGUCUCCCAUGUCUGCUUAUCGAUUGUUCUUUCUUAUUUUUCGAUGCUCUCCUUUUUGUUGACACCAUCAUUUCCUUUUAAACAUGCUUGCUUGACACGUGCUAGGUUGAUAAACAAUUCCUAGCUCAAAAAGAAGGCAUAUAUCCUCCACCACAGUCCUUCAGUAAUUAAAACUUUAUAUCCUCAUAUCCUGCAAGAUAUUGUUGUUAUGCUUCCCCUUUAUGAUAUAUAAUACAUUCUUUAUGCCCUGCAGAUGGAUUACACUAUGCUAAAAAAUGUCAUAGGAAUCACACCGUUGGCAGAUCCGAGUGCGAGACACUCGCUUCUCGGAAUUCACUGUAGCUAAUGAGCCUGGCAAGGUCUGCGUCUUGAUUUGGUCCUACUUGAUGAGCAGGGGGACAUGAUGGAUGCGCAGAUCCCAGGACGUCGUGUUGCUCAAUUAAGCCUUUGCUGAAGGAGGAUGUUGUGUAUUACAUCAGGUACUUCGAAGUCGCUGAGGCCCGACCCCAAUACAAACCUGUUGAUGGGAUGGUGAUGGCAAAAUUCACUGCCCACACAACUGUUACAGAGGACACCCAACCACCAUCCACAUUCCCAUCUCAUGCCUACAAGGUUCUUUCUUUUGAUGAGCUCAGAGGUCGUGCUUUUAGGAAAGAUAUUCUUUCAGAUGCUAUAGGUAUAGUGACAGCCAUCGGGCCAGUGCAAAGUGUUUCUUGUGGAGGUGUUAUGAAAGAUGUGUUAAAUGUUCACAUAACCAAUGGAAGAGAAAGUGAUGUCGUUGCAUUGUGGGGACCCCAUGCUACACAGUUCCAUGCUGAAAACUACAGCAGCAAUCAGACCAUGGACCUAUUGUCAUAUUAUUUGUUGGAUUAACUGUUAAAAUUCGAGAUCGUAAGAAAAAAAAAAUUCUUACCCUGCUAUUGUUCCUAUCCCAUUUGCCUGUUUGCAUGUUCUUGCUUAAAUAAUGUGCUCUUUCAUGCCUGCCAAACCAAUUGGCCCUACAAGAUAGUACUAUCUGCAGGUGGUAUCCCAAUGCACCAAUACAGGAAACAAUUUCUCUCAUAAGCAGCCUCCAUGGUAAUCCACAGGUGGUAAGGGCAAUAGAGCCUAGCUCCAGUCAGAAAGAGGCUAUACAUGUGAAAGUUUCUGAUAUCUGUGGCCUUAAUCCUCACGAGGCCCUGGGCAACACGUAUAUUGUUAAGAUGACCAUCAAGGAAUUAGUCCCUGGUGAAGCCUGGUGGUACAUAGCAUGCAGCACCUGUAAGAGGGGUGCAAGUGCAGAUGGAAGCACAUAUAAAUGUUCGAGGUGCACCACUAAUGCAAUUGAAACAAGGUGCAGAGUGACUGUCAUAGGUGUUGACCCAUCAGAUUUAGCAAACCAGGAUGCCAAAGCAGAUGAGUUUACCUUCUUUGGAGAAAUUGGUUACCAGUUGAUUGGCAUCCCUGUUCUUAACUUGGUUGCAUCUGUACAAGGAGCGCGAAACAUAGUCCCAUCAGAAAUCAAAGCAGUUUUUGGGAAAUAAUAUGUCAUUAGAACUAGUGUGUCACGUGGCUCAUUGCAGAGAAAUCGGAUAUCUUACCAAGUGGAUUCCCUCGUGCUAGCAUCACCAGAUGCAGCUCACACAAGUCCUUUGCCCAGCCACCGUGCUUGUGCGCCUUCUUUUGAACAUGGUUCAGCACCAGCUCAUGCAAUUGAACCACAAAUGAUAGUUGGCUCUUCUCUCCAGUCUUUUUUUUUUCGCGGGGGCAGCUUGAAGCCAACCAGGAUUUUAUUAAGGCUUAAGAAGGGGAGUACAAGAUUUUACAGGAGGUGAGUACAAGAGGUGAGACGGGCUGUACAAGCACGGCCACCUGGGCUCCGGGGCAGCUACACGGCUACUGUGGGCGGUCCGGCAAAAUUGCUAGGCAGCGUGAGCAAGCCAGCUGCUGCCCAGGUUCUCCAUUCUCCUAUUGUCGCGCUCAGGUUUCGCACGGUUACUUCCUUGUCUUUGAAAAUCCGUGCAUUUUGCUCUUUCCAGAUUAGCCAAGUGAUCAAAAUUACUCCAGCGAAGGUUUUUCUAUCCUUUUUAACAACCUGUUGGCGAUUAGCGAUCCACCAUUCUUGGAGGUCCCCAUUCGAUGCCGGGUGAUUUAUGCCCAUUCUUCCUUUUGCUUCCGCCCAGACUUGCAUCGUGUAAGCACAUUCACUGAAGAGAUGAUGGCAACUCUCCAUUUGUUUGUAGCAGAGAUAGCAGCGGGGAGCGAGGUGCCAUCCGCGCUUCUGCAGAUUGUCGGCCGUCAUGUAGGCUCCUGUCAUGGCUAAGAACAUGAAGAAUUUGCAUCGGGCGGGUGCGCGUGAUCUCCAUAUUAUGCUGCCCAGUCUUGAUUUUGUUUUGCCCAUGCUAAGGCGAGUGUAGGCUGAUCGAACGGAGAAGGUCCCAUCGGGUGCAGCAGCCCAGCUGAAAGUGUCCGGCUCUUCCGAUAGGUGCACAUCCGUUAGCAUGUCCCAGAUUUUGAAGAAUUGCGCCAUUGUGAGAAGAGACAGGCUCCCUUCGAUAUCAUUCACCCAAUCUGAUGUGUGAAGGGCCGAGGCCACCGUUCGUGACCUAUUCUUGACAAAGGAAAGCAAGAUUGGUGCCUGGUUUGCAAUGGAGCCUCCACUUGGGAGCCAGUUGUCUGUCCAGAACUAUGUUUUGGUGCCCGUCCCUACUGAUAUUUUUGCUGCUGCUCCAAAGCAGUGUUUGACAACCUUGGCCGGGAUUGGGGCGAAACCUGUCCAAGGCCGGUUCGGCUCUGUUCUCUGCAGCCACAACCAGUGGGUUCUAAGUGCGAUCCCCAGUAGUCGCAAGUUGAUAAUGCCAAGUCCUCCAUUGUCUACUGGUUGGCACAGUUUGUCCCAUGCAAUCGGGCUAAAACUUCCUGUGUGGUCAGCAUCUCCUUUCCAAGGAAGUUUCUGCACUUUUUUUCAAUUUCUUUGAUUGCCCAAACUGGUAGCUCCUGGACGGACAUGAAAUAGAUAGGUAGCGCCAUGACCACUUGUUUGAUGAGGGCUAGCCGUGCAUCGGGGCCUAGCAGCUUUGGUUUCCAUCCUACCAGCUUCUUGUCCAUCUUUCCAGCAUUGGUUGGAUUAGUGACCUCCCCGGCUUGCGAAUUGAAAGUGGCAGCCCCAAAUAAGUAAUUGGCAGUCCUUUGAAUGGACAAUUGAGGAUCCCAUGAACUACUGUCUGUUGUUCUACUGUGCAGUUGAUCGGUGAGAGCGAGCUUUUGUUCAGGUUUGAGAUAAGCCCUGUGGCUGCUCCAAAGGUUUGCAGGAUGUCACGUAGGGUGGUGGCAUCCCGAGCUGUUGGGGAAAAGAAAAUGGCCACGUCAUCUGCAUAGAGGGAGGUUCUGAAGGGGAUGGUUUGAUCACCCAGUGGGGUCAAGAGCCCUCUUGUUGGAACCGAGCACAUGGCCGAGAAUAUUUCCAUCACCAAGAUGAAGAGGAGGGGUGACAACGGGUCCCCUUGUCUCAAACCCCUAGCCAGCCGAAUUCUGGCUGUUUCCUGUCCAUUUAUUAGGACUGAGGUUGAUGCUGUGCCGAGCAGUAUGGCAAUAGCAUCCGUCCAUCGUGUACUGAAACCCAAGUGUCUCAACAGAUCAACUAGAAAUUCCCAAGAAACUGAGUCGAAGGCCUUCGCAAUAUACAGCUUAAGUAACAUCACUGGGAGCUUCUUUUGGUGACAUGAUCUUACCACUCCGUGAGUGUAGAGAAAAUUCUCCUGUAUUCUCCUCCCCCUGAUGAAUGCCGAUUGAGUGGGGCUGAUUAAUUCAUCCAAUCUAGGGGCUAGUCUGGAGGCCAUGAUCUUGGAGAAAAUCUUUGCGAAACUAUGAACCAAGCUUAUAUUGGCCUGUAGUCGGAUAUCAUAGUGGGUUCCUCUUUUUUUGGCAGCAAUACAAUAGUAGCUGAGUUGAGCAGGUGGAGGUGCUGAGAAUUGGCUUGUAGCACUGCAUUGAGGGCCGCCGUCAGAUCUUCCUUAACAAUGUCCCAACAAGCUUUGAAGAAUAAGGUUGUGAAGCCAUCAGGCCCUGGGGCUUUAUCUGCUGGCAUAGCUAAGAUUGCCUUCUUGACCUCGUCGUGUGAUAUUUCAUCAUCCAUUUCAGAGAGGCUGAGCUGCUGGAUCCCAACAGCCCGAAGGUUAAUUCUGCGAGUGGGAGGGGAAGGUGUGCCCAUAAUACCUCAAAAGUAGUUAUGUGCCAGCUCUAGUUUGUCCUCUGUAAUUGCCCAGUCGUUACCAUUUCUAAGCAUCGGAAUUGCUUUCUUGCGUCGCCUUGCAUUGAUUUUCAGUUGAAAAUAUUGAGAAGACGUGCCGCUGUGUUUGAGGUGCCGUAGUCUGGAUCGCUGCCGCAAUCUUAUCUUUUCUAGAGAUGCCAGAGCGAGGCAUCGCCCUUUUAGGGUUGCCCUGAGGUGAAACUCGGGUGUUGAAAGAACUCGCUUGUCCUGGGCAGUGUCUAGCUGACGAAUGAUCUCCUGGGCGACUGCUAGUUGUAAGCGUAUCUCGCAGAUUUUUCUCUGCCCCCAAUUCUUGAGCGCAUUGGUUGUGGCUUGCAGCUUCAGGUCAAGGCCAUGUACUGCAUUGGUUCUGAAAUUGGCCGAGGUCCAUGCGUGCUGAACAAUUUCAGUGAACCCUUCUAGUUGAACCCAGAAAACUUCGAACUUAAACUUUCUAGGCCUGUUAAUCAUCCUCUCCCAGGAGAGCAGCAAUGGGCAGUGGUCGGAGGCUGAGGAGCUGAGAGCCUGAAGAUGUGCCUCUGGGAACAGCCCUUCCCAAUCUGGGUUAACUAACAGCUUGUCGAUUUUUGAGAGGGUGGGAUGUCUUUGUUCGUUACUCCAAGUAAAGCGACGACCGAAGAGAUACAGUUCCUUGAGCUCAAGAUCAUUGAUGCAAGCCCGGAACUGCCCGAUUAGCCUGCGAUUGACAUUUGCAUUAUUCUUGUCUGCCUCUGUUGCUAGUAGGUUGAAGUCACCAGCAAUGCACCAAGCAGCUAGGUUGUUGACUUCCCAGAUAUGUGUUGCUUCGAAUAGGUCACCUCGCCAUGCUGUGAACAAACCCCCUUUUGUUCCUUCGGCUGGUAUGAAGUCAAAACUAUCAAAAAGUGGACCACAACACUGGUAGAUAAUUUGCGGGCUCAAGGCCUCAAUCUUUGAUUCUUGACAACAGACAAUUGAAACACGCGGCGACCUGACCAUUU